CUGGCCAUGAGCUAUGCUGCUGCUAUAAACAACCUCUGUGUCCCAAAUUAAAUAACCACAGAGUACAUCCAGAACUUCUGGACACUACUGUUCUUUAGUAGCAGGAGCUGGCUGGCUUAGAAUGUGCUCUUGAGGGAGCAGGAAGGAACAUUUCAAACUCCCCAAACAUCUAGGCUUGUGUCCAAGUGUCAGGAUGACUUUCUCCAGCCUGAAGCAGCUUGUCCCUUUCCACUUCUAUUUAUUCUGUGGUGUAGCAGAAUUUUCUGGAUGUCUACAGACCAGUGCCUCCAGGGAGACUGGGGACUGCUGUGAUCCCUGCCUAUGUGCUUCCUAUACAUGGAUGCAUAUGUGAUUUGAAGUAUACAAACCUGCUUCUAUCUCUUCCCUAAAACAGACUAUUAAACCUGCAUAUUUGGCCAUCUAGGUUUAACAGAGUUUGAGUGCUCAACUGCCACUUCAACAUCUCUCAGCAAUUCAGCUCCCGCAAUAGCCCUCCCAAAACGCUAGCUAUGAAUUAAAAUGAAUUAGAGCCUGCAGAGUGACUGCAGUGACUGUGAGGAGGAAGUCCUUGCUGCUGUUUCUUCAUUUAGACAACUGAGGAGAAGUUUAAUGUCAGCAGUAUGGGGCAUCAGGUGAUAAUAUUUGACUUUUCGCUCAUAAGAGGACUCUGGGAGGCUCGAGUCAAGAAGAACAAAGAACGUCAGAGGAAAGAGAAAGAGAGAUUAGAAAAAAGUUCAUUAGAGAAGAUAAAGCAGGAAUGGAAUUUCAUACUGGAAUGCCGGAAGAAAAGCAUUCCCCAAUCAAAAUACCUCAAGAAUGGCUUUGUAGAUAUUGAUGAGAAAAUCUUGGACACAUGUGGAAAAACUCCUCAGCUACAGAAGAGGCUUAGUCUGUCAGAUGAAACAAAUAAGGAGAGAAACAAAUUUAUUUUUCAUCUUUCGGGAGAACAGUGGAUGGAAUUCCCAGAGUCUCUGAAAGAUCAUACCUAUCUGAAAGAAUGGCAUGUAAGCAAUACACUGAUUCAAACAAUUCCAGACUAUAUUGCUUUGUUUCAAGAUUUGAGAGUUCUGGAGUUAUCAAAAAAUCAAAUCAACCACCUCCCAGUGGAAAUUGGCCACUUAAAAAAUCUCAAAGUACUCAAUGUAAGUUUUAAUAAUUUGAAGUCUGUCCCUCCGGAAUUGGGUGACUGUGAGAAUCUUGAAAAACUGGAUUUGUCUGGAAAUAUGGAAAUAAGCGAGCUUCCAUUUGAACUAAGUAACCUGAAGCAAGUUACAGUUGUGGAUGUGUCAGCGAACAAGUUCCAUUCUAUUCCAGUUUGUGUACUUCGGAUGUCUAAUUUGCAGUGGUUGGACAUCAGCAGCAAUAACCUGAGAGAUCUCCCAGAAGACAUAGACAGAUUAGAUCAACUGCAGACACUUCUCCUACAGAAAAACAAGUUAACUUAUCUUCCACGAGCUUUGGUUAACAUGUCAAAACUCAGUUUGCUAGUCGUCAGUGGUGAUGAUCUGGUUGAGAUACCCACAGCUGUGUGUGAGUCUACCACAGGUUUAAAAUUUAUAAGUCUCAAGGACAGCCCAAUUGAAACUAUUGUAUGUGAAGACACUGAAGAAAUUAUAGAAAGUGAACGUGAACGAGAGCAAUUUGAAAAAGAGUUUAUGAAAGCCUAUAUUGAAGACUUAAAGGAAAGAGAUUCUGCUCCUUCCUACACUACAAAAGUAUUAUUCAGUCUUCAGCUCUGAAGAUCAAUAAUCUCUAAAUCACUAGGGGAUACCAGAAUAAUUCUAUUUUUAUCUAACUGAAAAAUUAGACUGCCUGAAGCACUUCAAAACCAACAUGGGGUUUUUUUAAAUUAUUUGCCACUACUGCUCCUAGAAACUACAGAGAAAGCAAAAAAUGGAAGAGCCAUCAUAAGAUUCUGUUUCAUCCUUCUAAACACACACAUGCAUUUUUAUGUCCACCAUAAUAAGCCCUAAAUUGUCCUAAUGAAAGUAUAUGUGAGUUUAGUUGUCCUCAGGAUAAAGAUGCUGUACAUUGUAGUUGAAAUAGUGAAACAUAAAUCAAGGUAGAGAACAAUCUGAUUCAUAAAAGAGAAAUAUUUAGGUGGAUAUAUAGGCGGAUUUGUUGUACUCUAAAGACCAAAUUACUCAUUUAAUUGUUUGCAAUAUUUAAAACACAUUUAUAUAUAACAAUAUUUAUUUGCCUUAUUUUCCAAAUAGAUCCUGUAGAUCUAUUCUGCUGCUUUUUCAAGACUUUUCCCUGUUCACAUAUUCAAGUACCAAUGUGGCCGAAACUUCUUUGUAAAACAGUCUUAUAGUGUUGUAGGUAAUAAGAUUUCAAAGACUAAACAGUGUGAACAAGUACCUUCUGUAAAACUGAUUAUAAAGGUAUUCCACUAUUAGUUUCAAAAUACAGGAUUUUGUGGACAUUGAUGGGAAGUUUCUAAGCUGUGUAAGAAUGCAUUUGCUGGUAUAAAAAGUUAUGUUACUUGCUAUUUAAUAAUAUAAUAGUUUAUAUAUAACUGUAAAUGUAUAUACUGUAGGAAUCUACAACUACAUAAUUUUUGUCUAAUAAAAUUAUACUUUUUAAUCUGAAAAAACUUGGGACUUGGAGAAUUUAGUCUCAAAUGGGAGAAUUUAAAUAAUCUUAAACUUUUAUACAUGCAAAUAGGAGAAAUUAUAUUUACAUCUUGAUUUUUUACAAGGAAGCCCUCCAGAGUUGGUCUCUAAGUGUUAAAGCUGAUUUUAAGAAAGUCUUGGAACAACCAAAAAGCUUCAAAAAUUGCAAAAAGCCAGUAUAGUAUCACUUUUUUUUCAAAGAGCCAUCAGAAUGAUUCAAGAAAUUAUAGGCCUAUCAACUUGACAAUCAUCUGAAACAGAAUAAUGGGAGAUCUAAAAUAGGUUCGAUAAGAAGCAAUUGAAAUUUGAUAAAGUAGUUGGCUUAUGGAAAUCAAGUUAUCUGAAAUUAAUUACAGAUCUUUCAGUGAAAUUAUAAAUUUGCUUGAUUAGGUGUUGAUAACAAUGCAAUAAACUUCUGUAAGAUAUCUGAUUUGGCAUUUCUUGAAAUUCUAUUUUUAGAGUCCUUUUUUUUGUGUAGUAUGACCCACUGAACAAUCAUAGGCUUGUACACAAUCAUAGCAGCUGUGCUUACAGAAGAAAGAUGUACGUUAUGAGUUUUGAAACUCCAAAAAACAUAGAGGUUCAAAAAUAAUUAACUAAACAUGUAUUCCUAGUGCAAAUUCUACUGUCAGAAUUGUUGAAUACAUAAACAGAAAGUACACCAGAAUAGAGAAAUUGUACUUAUCUAACAUUUCUACUAAUCUUACUUGAAAGAAUGUGUACCACUUCUGAUACACUUCUGUUCAAAAACAAAGAGGAUAAAGAUAAACUGGAGAACAUUUUGAAAAAAACAAGAGAAUGAAUAGAAAACAUGCACUUUAAGCUUAACUGAAUAGUGGACAAGUGUUUUUCUUUGGCAAUGUUUAUCAAUUAAAAAUCAUGAUCCAGGAAAAAAACUUCAUUGCAGCAAAUUAAUGUAAAGCAGAAUGCUAAAAUGUGAAUUCACACUGUUUGAGACUAGAAACAAAUGACCUUUUUUUAGUAAGAGUAACAACGGGAGAACUAAUAAAAGGCUGUGGUAAGUUCUCUGUUGCAAGCUGUCUUUAAGUCCAGGUUAACAUUUUACUGAAAAAUUUGAUGUAAAAAAUAGUCAUGGAAGUCGAUGGUAAACAGGGGAUCAGAUUAGUGUUCCCAAUCCUGACUGCAAACUCUGUGAAUCUUAUUUUACUUGUAGAAUAUUUUUUGCAGAAUAUUACUGCCUAUAUUUUUAAUUUCAGAAAGAAAGGAUGUUUUUGUCACAGAAUUUCUCAAGUAGGUCUGCCCAAUGGGAAGAGGGAUGUGGUGGGUUAUUCUUGGGUGGCUACUGGGUGUACCACACUGCUCUUUCACUCUUUCUCCUUAGCAGAACAGGUGAAAAAAUAUGAUGAAAUAAACCCAUAAUUUGAGACAUGGGAGAGAUGGAGAUCCCUCACUGGUUACUGUAAUGGGCAAAUGUCACGGAAUUGACUAGAUGAAUCUAUGUCCAUGACAGAGGGCAAAAGGCCUCUGCCCUCCCCCCUCACCCCAGUCCCACAAAAUGGGAAGGAAGGAAGGGAGGAAAAGAACAGUGGCAAUAAUCUAUGGAGGAAAACUUAUUUUACUAUAAUACUGGAAUACAAGAUAACACAAUGUAAUACAAUUUAAUUGAAAUUGAGAUUAAUAAAUCAGACAAGAUGAGAGAGAGAGUUCCCGGGACCAAGUCAAAACUGAAAAGCUUGGAAUGGCUAGGAAAGCACCCUUCAGCACCCACUGCAAGGCAAUAAGAGAGUGCCCCCGCACCCGGAAGGGCCAGAUCCUGUGACUUCUGUAAUGUACAGGGAUAGGUACCUGGAAUUGGGACAUUAACACUUUAAUGCCCCAUACACUACAUGAUGUUUUGAUGUGGAAUACUGAAACCCAAAAAACAAAAAACAUAGAAUUAUGACAGCAAAACAAAUUUUUUUUUUGGAAGAUAUAUUUGAUUUAUUACCAGAUAAAUGGGGUAGAGUAGGGGGCAAGAAAGAAACAAGCAAAAGCUAAAAGCACAUUUAAAUCUCCAUCUCCCUUCUACCCUGAUUUUGUUCCAAGGCUCGAGUUCACUCUUCUUCAACUUUUCCACCUCCCUCUCCCUAGAGGCACAGACGAAUGAGAAUUACAGUCAGCCUAUAGUACUUUGUCUCUGCUGUUCCUUUUUCCUCAUUCUCUUCCUUGUUCCAGUGUAAGGACCCUUUCAUAGCAUGCAGUCCUUCAGGAACUGCUCCAGAUUUGAUUGCUUGAGAAUGACAAUGGUGUUAAAUAUAAUUUCAUUGUUGUCAUCCAUCACAAUAUAAAAUUUGUAUGUCAAGAGACAGACUUUGAAUUUAGUAAAGUUUUAUUGCUUUUUUUUUUUAAUAGGAAUCUUACUUUGGUCUUUGAUCUUUCACUAAAAAGUUUCACUUCAAGAGAAAAAAAGACUAUGUAUUAUUGGCAGUUUGCAUAAUCCAUUUUUCAAUUUUUGAGAAUAAAUGAUUUUGUGAAUGAUAAGAAAUGUGAAUAGAAUGGAAUGGAAUAGAAUAGAAUGGUUUUGUUGGAUGGGAGCUACAAAGACCACCACGACCAUCUGUUUGACCACCUCAAGGCUAAACAAAAGUUAAAGCAUUUUAUUGAUGGCAUUAUCCAAAUACCUUCUGAACAUUGAAAUGUGUGGGACAACAGCUGAAGCUAAGAAGCCCGUAGCAGCCUUUGGCCACCCUUUUAGCAAAGACUUCUUUCUAAAUAUCCAGUCUGAACCUCCUCUAGUGCAAUUCUGUGUCAUUCCCAUGUCCUGCCAUUGGUUUCCAGUGAUUAAAACUCAGCAUUUUCCUCUGUUUCCACUCCUCUGGGAGCUGCAGGGAGCAGUAAGAUUGCCUCUUGGCUUCCUUUUCUGGAAACUGGACAGCCCAAAUGUUCUUAGCCUUUUCUCAUAGCCUGUUACUGGCUUUGUUGUCCCUGGACACUUUGAAGUACCUUAACAUCCUUUUUAUAUUGUGGGAACAAGAAGGACACACUGCAACUGUGGGUUGCAUCAGGCUGAGGAUGCACUACUUCUGUUAGCUUUGCAGUGGUGUCUAGAUAAACUUUAUCAUAGUGCUUUCUCACUCUCCUCCUCAAAGGAGCGGAUGGAGAAAAUGUGAUAGAAGAGAGCUCAAAUGUUGAGAUAAGGCUGGGGAUAUAAUUCACUACUUACUGUCAUGGGCUAAUUCAGCAUAGGGAGAUUCAUAUAAUUUAUUGCCUAUUACUGACAGACAAGAACAGUGAUAAACUGAAAGCAUACUAAAAACUUUUUCACAUUCCACCAUAUUCUAUUCCCUUCUCCCACGAGGUACAGGGGAUUGGGGGCUGCAGUCAGUUAAUAAUGCUUCUUCUCUGCCACUCCUCCAUUGUCAUUCUGCUUCUGCUCCAGCAUGAGGUCCUUCCCAUGGGACACCAACAUUCCUGAACUUAUCCUGCAUGGGUUUUUGCCACAGGACCCAUCCUUCAAUUACAGACUGCACCACAUGUGUCCCCAGUGGCAGCAGCUCCCCCAGCCCUCCUGGCCCACAUGGGCUGCUCUCCAGGGCUGUAGCCCAGGCUUGGCACUAAUCUUAGGUUUCCCUAGCUUAUCAGCCACUGAAUUGUGAUUCACAGGGAUAACUGGGCAAGAGUGGUGAGGCCUUUGGACAGAAGGUGUUAAAUCAAGGAUCUGGUUUCCCUUUGUUGUGAGCUUUCUAAUGCAUCCACCCUUCACUGUCCCCACCCCACUCAGUUGGGAAGGGCGAAGACAUCAGUUUUCUAAUGGCUUGGAUAGCCAUUCAGGUUCCCUGGGAGAGGCCCUAGGACCAGGGGUUUUCUUUCCUCAAGAUUCUUGAGCUUUUGUUCUGGCCACCAGUUAACUAAUUUCUCUAACCUGACAGUGGGUAAUCCAUUCAUCAAAUCUCGUGGAACACCCUUUUGCCAGCCCAGUAUCCAGAGACAAUUACGUUUAUGAUCAAUAUUUUGCCUACCUGUUUUUACACACAAUGAAACCCUUCCAGUCCCACUGAGCUUUGGGCUGGGUGGCCUGGGGGCAAGGCUGACUGCUGCAAGUAUUACUGCCCUUGGCUCAAAUUUAAUGGAGGAAGAAAUCACCGGCCCAUAUUUUCUUCCAUAGUUAAUUAACUGUUGGGCAACCUCCCCCCACGUCCAUACAUUAUUUCCUGACUGCAAUAGUUAAGGUUUACUGUUCCUUCCAACACUGCCCAGGUUCUCUCUCCCUGAGACAUAGCCUCUAUUUUUCCUUGCAGUUGUAUACCUACAGGUUUUAACGACUCUGGAAGCCCCCUAAUUAAAGCAGUCAUUCUCUCAGGAUCAACGGGCAUCCUCAUAGGUGAUUCAUGAUGUGGCUGCAGCUUUCUAUCAGACAUCAUUUGGAGACAAGCAGCUUUCUAUCAUACAUCCUUUGGAGAUAAGCAGCCUUUUGAACACCCUCUACUAACUCAUCAGUUAGUAGAUCAGUUGUUCCAGUAAUGGCAAGAGGGUCUCCCCUCUAUAAAGGGUUGAGACCAGCUGCCCAAUAGGCAGCCCUCUGUGGUAAGGACCAGGGAGCACAAUUUUUGCCAGUAGUUAAAAAUACUCCUGGUUCCCAAUAACUUUCUUCUUCCUUUUCUGUUAACUGAAUCUGGUCACCACCAGUGAGACUAACCCUCCAUACACACUCUGUCUCUGAUUCCUUUGGAGAGCAACUAAAAUCUUUUUUUCAGUUUUGCUAGUUCAGUGGCUGAGAAGGGAGUUUCUUCAAAUUCAUUUGAGAUCAUCUAGAUCCUCACUGUUAUCGAAUGUAUAUUCGGUUUUUAUCAAAGGAUGCAAUGAGGCUAUUGUUGUUUCUAAUUUGUCUAGUCUUGCCUUCAUUCCUGGUAGUUCCUCCCGAGGAAAAGUUUUUUCUUGAGGCAAACUAUGAGUGAUGGUAUCGCUGUCAUGCUUACACGUUAACAGUUCCUUAAAAGCCAUCUGCAACAAAGCCAAAUUACGUUUCUCUCUUUCUAAUUUUCCUCAAGGUUCACUAUUUGAUUCUAUUGAGUUUUUACCAAUUCUUGUGUUACUUUAACUGAUUCCUGCAGUACUUGUAUAGUUUGGGUUUCUGCCGUAUGCUUUUCAUCUUGGAACUUCACUGCAUAAAUAAACGACUUUCCUUUUCGA
Lagopus muta (rock ptarmigan) is the source of this 7745-nucleotide messenger RNA. It is a transcript of the gene LRRC2, whose product is annotated as leucine rich repeat containing 2. NCBI's taxonomy places the organism in Eukaryota, Metazoa, Chordata, Aves, Galliformes, Phasianidae. Gene Ontology annotation, molecular function: protein binding. The record is from RefSeq and is a predicted model, not a curated record. Bases 621 to 1739 code for a protein of 372 amino acids. The transcript is spliced from 11 exons.